UCGCAGCGGCUGUGGCGACGCGCUCGGAAAGAUCACGCUUGGGGGGAGCUUGCAGCCGCGAGGAGCCGACGCCGGAGCCGCCUGCCCGCCUCUCUCGCGGAGCAGGCUGCGGAAAGGGACGAGCGAAGGGGGGCCUGAUUUGUUACCAGCGAAGCAGCGCAGCGCAUGGAUCUCGGGGUCCUUCGCUGCAGACGCCAAGCGAACUGAGCGCCGCCACCAAGUCUUGCUUCCUGCAAGAGAGCAUUUCUUGUCUUUUUUUGCAAAGGCGGCUGUUUUCCGCAGGCAGGUUGCAGGGACCGCUGCGUGGAGCUGGGAUUUUUUUUUUUUUUUAUCAUUUUGUAUGUUUGCAAUGCUGCGAUCCUGGUGCCUCGUGGGGCUACUCGUAGCUUACACAUCUGGAAAGAAGCUUUGGGAUGUCCCCGUUUCUCAGGAGGAACAGGCCAGCCCUGGAAAGCUACGGUGGGAACCCCAGUGCCAGUAUCAGUUGCGCCACCUACAGGAUGGUGCCAGAAUUUCAGCUCUUUUGCCUCCUCGUUUGGAAGGUCACUGGAUUUCAACAGGGUGUGAGGUUCGGCCAGGACCAGAAUUCCUCACCCGUUCCUAUAUAUUCUAUGCCAACCGUCUCUUCAAAGCUUAUCAGUUCUACUACCGAGACGCUUCUUGCCGGGACCCCACCUACUCCCUAGUCAUCAAAGGCAAAAUCCGGCUCCGCCAGGCCUCCUGGAUCACCCGUGGUGCUACAGAAGCUGACUACCAUCUUCACAAAGUCGGCAUCGUCUUCCACAGUCAACAGGCCAUGCAGGAAACAGUUGCCCGUAUCAACCAGACGUCGGGAGAGCAGUGCAGUGGAUUCUUGUCACCUGGGCGGACUUGGACACCAGGUGUCCUCUAUGAGCUUCUGAGUGCCAAAGCAGAGCGGGAUUGCACAGCCGGCCUGGGCUUUGCCAUGCAUGAACUGAGCUUGGUACGGGUGGAGAAGUACGAACAGCCCUUGCUGCUCCAGAAGAACCAGGGCAGCAGGGCAGUGGAGGAGCUGUACCUGGGGGACAUCCACACAGAUUGGUCAGAGAGGCUCCAUUAUCGGCCAACAGGAUACCAGCGCCCCCUGCAGAAUGCCAUGCACCACAUCCAUCCUUGCCCUGCCUGUGGGAUUAUAUACAGAGCGGAUGAACAUCACCCACCCAUACUUCCAGUCAGGCCUGAUCUCCCAAUGCUGCUAAGUGGGCGCUGGGUGAGUUCUCGGUGUGAGGUGCGGCCAGCAGUGCUUUUCCUCACAAGGUACUUCACUUUCCACGGCAGCAACCGCACCUGGGAAGGGUACUAUUACCACUACUCUGACCCCCUCUGCAAACAACCGACUUUCACUGUGUACGCUUCAGGCCACUACACUGAAGGAGGCCCAUCCCUCAUUGUGAGAGGAGGCACAGAGCUUGUCUUCAAGGUGACCCAUGCUCGGGUUACACCAAUGGAUCAGGUAACCGUAGCAAUGCUGAACUCCUCUGACUUUGGAAGCUGUGGGGAGCCUGGCUCUUGGAGCGUUGGGACAGAGUUGGAUGUGACUCAUACAAAUGGAUGUGCGGCCUUGGGCAUUCGACUCCCCCACAUUGAGUAUGAACUCUUCAAAAUCGAGCAGGACACCAAAGACCGUAUCUUGCUGUUCAUCGGUGAGAGGCCGACAGAUGGAUCCAGCCCCAACACACCUGGCAAACGGCCCACCUCUUACCAGUCGCCGCUCAUCCAGUGUGCUGGGCCCUCAGGCACUUUCUUGAGACACAUUAAGCCAAACUACCUGGGAAGAUUAGAUGAUUACCUUAACAGUGCAGCGCUAAAGCUGCGGCCCAGGGCAUUUUUACUAGCAUUUCUAGUCCUGUUGCUUGUCAGGUGGGACUAAAACUCCGACAUUUUUAGUCAGGGGUUGCAUGGAAUCUGACCAGCUUAAAGUGCCCUCUUGAGGACAAGUACAUCUGAAAUCUGUUUCAUUUUGUGCCUUACAGAUAUGUGCAGGGUUUUUUGUUCUUUUCUUAAUGAUGAGCCAUGCCCAAAGGGGUGGGGAUUUCCCCCCUCACUCCCAUUCGUAUGUGCCUAAGGAGAGACAUGCAACUCUGAACCAGCAUUCACAGCUGCUUAACCAGGUUUUUUAAAAAAAGAUUACUGUAACUGUACCAAAUAUACACAUACCUUGCCUGUUC
This is a messenger RNA of Heteronotia binoei (common prickly gecko), 2189 nucleotides long. RefSeq names its product APC down-regulated 1 like (gene APCDD1L). NCBI's taxonomy places the organism in Eukaryota, Metazoa, Chordata, Lepidosauria, Squamata, Gekkonidae. Gene Ontology annotation, biological process: negative regulation of Wnt signaling pathway. Gene Ontology annotation, molecular function: Wnt-protein binding. The coding region runs from base 341 to 1891 and encodes 516 amino acids. The record is from RefSeq and is a predicted model, not a curated record. Gene Ontology annotation, cellular component: plasma membrane. The transcript is spliced from 4 exons.